AUGGAAGCCGCCGACGAGCUGAAGCGUGCACGUGGCGGCGGCGGCGGCCUUGGGCAUUCCGUGGACCGGCUGAGUGCACUGCCGGACGACAUCCUGCACGCCGUCCUUUCGCGCCUCAAUGCCCGGCAGGUCGUGCGGACGUGCGUGCUGUCCACGAGGUGGAGGCAUCUCUGGCGCUCCGUGCCCUGCCUCCGCAUCGACCAGCGGGAGUUCCAUGCCGCCGACGGCUCCCUUGCCGAGCGGCAGCAGUUCAAGAACUUCACCCACAUCCUGCUGCACCGCCAUGACGUCGCGCUCCUAGAAGAUUUUCGUCUCCUCGUGCACCAUGGUAGUGAUAUGCCUCACUAUGACGACAGCUGGGUCCGCCGCGGCAUAAGUCAAGAUGAGACAUGGCCAUGUCGGCUCAAAAAAUUGCACCUUACCAACGUGUUUUUGGAUGGUUAUUUCUUGAGGCACAUCAAUUCGCGGUGCCCUGCUCUGGAGGACAUGAAACUGGAAAACUGCAGCUACUUGCUCACCGAUGAUACUAGCAUCUCCUCCCCCUCGCUGAAGAAAUUGGUUAUCAUCGGGUUCCGCCGUUCAUCACUGGAGAGCUUUUUUUGCCAUUUGAUUUUGGAGGCUCAUGCUCUUGCUUCCCUCGGCCUGGAAGGGGGUUAUUUUGAUAUCAUCGAUACAUGCCUGCCAAAUUCCAUGCCAUCUCUUGUCGAUGCAUCAAUCCGUCUGACUGAGAGCGAGGAGUUCAACUACAACAACGAUGGACAUAACUACCAGAUUCGGAAGCAAUUGUCUUUCCUCGAAGAGCUUUCCAACGUGACCAGUUUAAGUUUGGCUCGUUUCGGGGUCAUGUUUCUUGUCAUUGAUGAUGAUGCUGGUCAUUACUUCCCUGAGUUCAAAAACCUCAAGAAAUUGUCCCUGGUCGAGUGUGAUAUCAGUGAUGACUUCCUCACGCUGGAGCAUUUCCUGCGGAACUCGCCUGAGCUGGAGAAGCUCACUUUGCGCUGUUGCAAGCUCUCGGAUUCCAGACCUAAAAGAUCUAGAAAGAGGAUAAUGGAAAAGGCUCACUCAUAUUCCAAUGGCAUGGCAAGUAUUGAGUGCAAGAACCUCAGGCUCACUGAAGUCAUAUAUGACGAUGAUGAUGUCCACCUAUUAGUCAAGUUUUUGUUGGGCAUGUCGAAGAAUAUGCCAAACAAUAAGAUCGAGAUCACUAAAUUUGAUUAG
Molecule: messenger RNA, 1218 nt
Organism: Triticum turgidum subsp. durum (durum wheat)
Lineage: Eukaryota; Viridiplantae; Streptophyta; Magnoliopsida; Poales; Poaceae
Source: the annotation of a GenBank genome assembly